This is a messenger RNA of Spodoptera exigua (beet armyworm), 1812 nucleotides long. The record is from the annotation of a GenBank genome assembly. NCBI's taxonomy places the organism in Eukaryota, Metazoa, Arthropoda, Insecta, Lepidoptera, Noctuidae.
GUGUGUUCCCACCGUAUUACGAGUUAAGACGAAAAUUGUUCGUAAAAGUACUUACUUAUUAUAUUUUACCGCGAUUUUACCGCUUGACACCAAGCUAGUGUUGUGCCAAAACAAUCAUGAUAAUCCUUUUGGUAUGGGUGGCGGUGCUGAUCGCAGCUGUGGUGUUGUACUUCAGGCAGCUGUACUCCUCAUUGAGUCGACAUGGCGUGAAGCAUUUCAAGCCAGUACCUAUCUUUGGCAACAUGGCCGGAAUUUUGUUACGGAUCGACCAUGUUUGUGAUAGUAUUAUGAAGCUGUACAACGAUUUUCCUGAAGAGAGGUUCGUCGGUAGAUACGAGUUCGUAAAUGAGCUGAUCGUGAUUCGUGACAUUGAUCUCAUCAAGAAGAUUGCCGUCAAAGACUUCGAGUACUUCCUCGACCAUCGCUCCAUAUUCAGCUCCAGCGAAUCCUACUUCUCCAGGAACCUGUUUUCUUUGAAAGGCCAAGAAUGGAAGGACAUGCGCUCUACAUUGAGUCCAGCCUUCACCAGCUCGAAGAUGCGUCUGAUGGUACCAUUCAUGGUGGAAGUUGGAGAUCAGAUGAUGCAAUCACUCCAUCAAAGUAUAAAACAGUCUAAAGAUGGCUCCAUAGACAUAGACUGCAAGGACCUGACAACUCGCUAUGCUAACGACGUGAUUGCGUCCUGUGCCUUCGGCCUGAAGGUGGACUCUCACAAUGACAAGGACAACUCCUUCUAUGCGUUGGGCAAGGAGACCUCUUCAUUCAAUUUCCGACAAAUGAUGACCUUCUUCUUGUUGAUCAACGCUCCAGCUUUGGCUAAGUUUUUAAAGUUGGAUUUCCUAUCCGAUUCAUCAAAGGAAGCAUUUAAAAAGCUAGUGCUUGGUACAAUGGAGAACCGAGAAGUAAAGAAGAUCAUCAGACCCGACAUGAUCCAUUUGUUAAUGGAAGCUAAGAAAGGCAAAUUAACUCAUGAAGAAAUCAAAUCCAAUGAUUUAGCAGCCGGAUUUGCUACUGUUGAAGAAUCAGCUGUAGGACAAAAAGAAAUUAAUAGAGUAUGGACUGAUGAAGACCUCGUGGCUCAAGCAGUUCUAUUCUUCAUAGCUGGUUUUGAGACCGUCUCAUCGGGAAUGUCAUUUCUUCUCUACGAGCUUGCUAUGAACCCCGAUGUUCAGGACCGCUUGGCACAAGAGAUCAAAGAUAAUGAUGCUAAGAAUGGAGGCAAAUUCGACUUCAAUUCCAUCCAGAACAUGGUGUAUAUGGAUAUGGUUGUGUCAGAGCUUCUCCGUCUUUGGCCUCCAGGCGUUGCCCUUGACAGACUAUGCAAUAAGGACUACAAUUUGGGCAAACCUAACCCGAAAUCAGAGAAAGAUUACAUUUUGCGCAAAGGCACCGGCGUCUGGAUCCCAGUUUAUCCAAUCCACCGUGACCCUAAUUUCUUCCCUAACCCCGACAAGUUCGACCCAGAGCGCUUCUCAGAAGAAAACAAGCAUACUAUCAAUCCCACCACGUAUAUGCCGUUCGGCGUCGGACCAAGGAACUGCAUUGGUUCAAGAUUUGCGCUUUGUGAGAUGAAGGUGAUGGCGUACCAGAUCCUACGAGAGAUGGAAGUGUCUCCUUGUGAGAAGACCUGCAUACCGGCCAAGCUCUGCAAGAACACUUUCAACCUAAGGCUCGAAGGAGGACAUUGGUUAAAAUUCAAACAGAGAACUUAAAAGAAAAAUAAUAUAAUUUGAAAAACGUUAUUUAUAAGCGAAUACCCACUGUUUGAUUGCUCCAUAAAUAUUUUUAGGGAACUCUCUCUCUCAGAGAAAA